AUGAGAUUUAAUUAUGUCCCAUACAAGCUGUAUAGUAAGUCGGUGAAAACUGAUGGGAAGACUGAUGGGGACAUGCAGUAUCGGGAGUCAGGGAAGACUGAUGGGGACAGGCAGCAUCGGGAGUCAGGGAAGAUAGAUAAGGACAGGGAGUAUCGGGAGUCAGGGAAGACAGAUGGGGACACGCAGUGUCGUGAAUCAGGGAAGACAGAUGGGGACAAGCAGUGUCGGGAGUCAGGGAAGGCAGUUCGGGAUAUGCAGUGUCGGGAGUUGGUGGAAGACAGAUGGGGACAGGCAGUAUCGGGAGUUGGUGGAAGACUGAUAGGGACAGGCUGUGUCGGGAGUCAGGGAAGACAGAUGGGGACAUGCAGUAUCGGGAGUCAGGGAAGACAGAUGGGGACAGGCAGUAUCGGGAGUCAGGGAAGACAGAUGGGGACACGCAGUGUCGGGAAUCAGGGAAGACAGAUGGGAACAAGCAGUGUCGGGAGUCAGGGAAGACAGAUGGGGAUAUGCAGUGUCGGGAGUUGGUGGAAGACAGAUGGGGACAAGCAGUGUCGGGAGUCAGGGAAGACAGAUGGGGACACGCAGUGUCGGGAAUCAGGGAAGACAGAUGGGGACAUGCAGUAUCGGGAGUCAGGGAAGACAGAUGGGGACAAGCAGUAUCGGGAGUCAGGGAAGACAGAUGGGGAUAUGCAGUAUCGGGAGUCAGGGAAGACAGAUGGGGACAGGCAGUAUCGGGAGUCAGGGAAGACAGAUGGGGACACGCAGUGUCGGGAAUCAGGGAAGACAGAUGGGAACAAGCAGUGUCGGGAGUCAGGGAAGACAGAUGGGGAUAUGCAGUGUCGGGAGUUGGUGGAAGACAGAUGGGGACAAGCAGUGUCGGGAGGAAGACAGAUGGGGACAGGCAGUAUCAGGAGUCACGGGGAGACAGAUGGGGAUAUGCAGUAUCGGGAGUCAGGGAAGGCAGAUGGGGAAAUGCAGUAUCGGGAGUCAGGGAAGACAGAUGGGGAUAUGCAGUAUCGGGAGUCAGGGAAGGCAGAUGGGGAUAUGCAGUAUCAGGAGUCAGGGAAGACAGAUGGGGAUAUGCAGUAUCGGGAGUCAGGGAAGACAGAUGGGGACAAGCAGUAUCGGGAGUCAGGGGAGACAGAUGGGGACAAGCAUUUUCGGGAGUCAGGGAAGACAGAUGGGGAUAUGCAGUAUCGGGAGUCAGGGAAGGCAGAUGGGGACAGGCAGUAUCGGGAGUCAGGGAAGACAGAUGGGGACAGGCAGUAUCGGGAGUCAGGGAAGGCAGAUGGGGACAGGCAGUAUCGGGAGUCAGGGAAGACAGAUGGGGACAUGCAGUGUCGGGUGUCAGCAAAGACAGAUGUGAACAAGCUUUAUGGCAUUCGUUACCAUCCUUCAUAUCACAUUUAA
Molecule: messenger RNA, 1410 nt
Organism: Haliotis rubra (blacklip abalone)
Lineage: Eukaryota; Metazoa; Mollusca; Gastropoda; Lepetellida; Haliotidae
Product: type I inositol polyphosphate 5-phosphatase 12-like
Exons: 2
Coding region: 1-1410 (469 amino acids)
Source: RefSeq, a predicted model, not a curated record